CAGCGUCAAGUGUUCUCGAGAGCAGUGUAGUUGUUUGGGACCGCCGAGACGCUAUGUCCGGGCUUCCCUCUGCUCUACUGACCAAGUGGGCCACUCCUUUCGACCAUGAAACUGCCAAGCUCAAAGCCUUCCUACCGCUUGGACCGUACCCGCACCAUCUUACCGAGGACAAGUGCUUGAAGCUCCACGCCAUAUACCGCGACGCCGUCAACCAAACGGAGGAGCUCGAGAGCAUCGUCGCCUCCAAGCUGAGCGCCCUAAAACGGAAGCGUAGCCAAAGCGGGAGCACCAUCCAGAACAGCACCGCAAACGCUGCCGGGUGGGAUCAGGCCGCUGGGGGCACCGCCGAAGGCCGCAACACUCCGGGGGUUGGCGGCGGCGGCAGCGGCGGUGCGAAAGACAAGCAGGCAUUGUCGCAACAGCAGCAGCAGCAGCUGCCGAAGAAGAAGAAGAAGAAGGACAAGGCUCGCACGGCGGACGGCGGCGGCGUUGGGGGGGGUGGGGGAGGCGACGGCCAGCCGCCCAAGAAACGAAAAGGAAACUCCGGGAAGGAUAGCAAGAGGUCUGUUCCGCAGGGACCGGCCUGGGCUACGCGUACGCCCAAGGCCGGAGAUCAGGUUGCCGCCAAGGUCGAGGACGAGGCGCUGUGGAUCCUUGCCACGGUGGAAAAGCACAACGAGAAAAAGGGAUUCUUCGUUGUGGUGGACGAUGACGCCGGCGAUGGCAAACGGAGGCAAUUCAAGCUCAGGAGGAGCAACAUACUGACGCUUCCGAGACCGGAGGAAGCCUCGGGCGCCAUAUUCCCGGUCGGCUCUCGGGUGAUGACCCUCUAUCCCCAGACCACCACCUUCUACCCGGCUACCAUCAGCGGCCCCUUCGUCGAAGGCAGGGACGGCCGCAUCGACUACUGCGUGUUGCAGUUCCAAGACGAUGACCCUACUCCGGAGGGAGUCCUUCCUCAUUGGACCCUACCCGCACAUUUCGUGCGCCAUCGAAGUUGACGGGGGACUUGUCCUGUCAACUUGUGUUAAUUGUCGGUGGCGACUACAGUAGAUCCCUCGUGUCACCGUAAUUUUCAAGGUGCGCGACAACUUGUGUGUGGCUCGAUGCCGACAUCGAAGGAGAAAGGAACGUCCGCGGUCUAGCCCAAAACGCGUGUAUAGCAAAGCUCGUGUAUAGGAUUGAUGUGCCCCGACGGGCUGUUGUUGCUGUUGCCCUACUCGGGCGAGGAACUCUUCUAGGGCAAAUCCGGGUUUUAGGUGGUUUAUGUACACACACCAUCCAGAAAAGAGAGGAGAACGACACCGUGUUCAACAAUUGCCGAUAAUAUUCUAAGAGGAUUGGCGCCCUUGGCUGAUGCAAGCCGCGUUCCCAGUGUACAUGUACGCACACAACCCAAAUAAGAAAGUAGUAAAUAUGCAUGUUGCCUGCCUAUAGCGUCAGCCCAUAGCAUCAGCCUCCUUCACGAGGAAAGCGACACGUGGAUGAUGAUUGGAAGCGUAGCAGUGUGUUGAGACGUACAGUGGUAUUUUUCAUAAAUAGGCUGAGAGUCGUCCCUCCAUAACU
Molecule: messenger RNA, 1566 nt
Organism: Ectocarpus sp. CCAP 1310/34
Lineage: Eukaryota; Phaeophyceae; Ectocarpales; Ectocarpaceae
Source: the annotation of a GenBank genome assembly